This is a messenger RNA of Meriones unguiculatus (Mongolian gerbil), 748 nucleotides long. It is a transcript of the gene Sntn, whose product is annotated as sentan, cilia apical structure protein. The coding region runs from base 12 to 455 and encodes 147 amino acids. The transcript has 4 exons. Gene Ontology annotation, molecular function: transition metal ion binding. NCBI's taxonomy places the organism in Eukaryota, Metazoa, Chordata, Mammalia, Rodentia, Muridae. The record is from RefSeq and is a predicted model, not a curated record.
GAAGCAGGAACAUGGGAGGCUGUAUGCCCAGCACGCAGGACCACGAAAUCCACUCGAGAGGAGAGCCCGGUCCUUCUGAAGCCCCUGCAUCUACUUCAGCACCUUGCAAAAUGCCUAAAAGCGUUUCAAUAUCUAAACAACUGUCUUCAAUAAAAGCUUUGAAGAAGGGCUCAGAUCUGGAAAAAGCGAUUGCUACUAUUGCUCUGAUUUUCAGAAACUCUUCUGACACUGAUGGUAAACUUGGGAAAGCCACUGCCAAGAAUCUGUUACAAACCCAAUUUAGGAAUUUCACAGAGAGAGAAGAAUCCAAGCCCACGUACCGAGACAUCCUUUCUGAGCUUGAUGAGCACACAGAGAGUAAGUUGGAUUUUGAGGACUUCGUGAUCUUGCUCCUGAGCCUCACCAUCAUGUCAGAUCUGCUACAAAACAUAUGGAAUGAAAAUGUUAUGAAAUAAACAAAUUUAAUUAUGUGAAUGGGCAAAAUGAUGGCAAAAGCAGUGCCAUGUGAUUAAAUGUUUCUCUCUGGUUUGUAAUGAGCGUGGGCUGAUUCAUAUUGGUGGUGCUCAUCCAGUAUAAUUGCCUCAUUUCAACAUUCUUCAGAAAUGCCUGAAUAAUAUGAUUGUGACAUUAAAAGUUGGGUACCACUUUUGAUGAGUGGGUAGUGACAUGGAGAAUUUUUGUAUGGAAUAAGUGUUGAAUCAAACUUAUUCAUUGAUCAUGCAGUAAUAUUUGUGAGCGUCUUCUUGGU